Molecule: messenger RNA, 4067 nt
Organism: Bolinopsis microptera
Lineage: Eukaryota; Metazoa; Ctenophora; Tentaculata; Lobata; Bolinopsidae
Product: cilia- and flagella-associated protein 61-like
Exons: 29
Coding region: 39-3731 (1230 amino acids)
Molecular function (GO): oxidoreductase activity
Source: RefSeq, a predicted model, not a curated record
AGCUUUGAUUAAUGAUUAUUCUAUACAAUUAAUAUAGGAUGUCAAUAACUCCUCUGACCACGCUAACCAGUGCUCCAAGUAAUGGACAUCAGUCUUCCUUGGAGAACUUCAGCGUGCGGCGCACCGAGUCUAUUGAUGCUCCUCAGAUCAUGAAGCUUAUUGAACGAAGUACAGAAAAAUGUUUCGGUAAAGUCAACGUAGUUAACAUCAUAGAAAAAGCUGUCCUGUCAAUAACACUGACCAGCUCUAACGGAGAAGUGCUUGGUUUUGGAGCUUUCUACGACUACCCAAACAGUAAAUCCUACGAUCCUAAACUAUGGGAACACGAUAUGAUCCCAAAGUACGGAUUGGAGGGAGUCACUCCUCUCAACUCCCUGUUUCUGCAUUACUUUGUGGCCAAGAGACCGUAUCAGCACGACAUCGCUCAAGAGAUUAUCAGAACAGUGUACAAUGCUUGCGUUUAUGUGCAGAGUAUUUUCCUCCUUAGUGGCACAUCACACCUGGGAUCAGCACUGCUGGAGAACUUUGCGCGUGUGAAGAACGGACAGAAGGAAGAGAAAUUGUUCUUAUGUCAGCGUCAUGGGCACGUGCCACAGCUGCACAUCAGGGAAGCGCGCCCGGAGGAUAAUGACGAUCUUGCGCCGCUCUUCACUCAGCAGAACAAAGUCCUAAGCGAGACUUACGGGGACUACUUCCUGGCGGAGCUGAUAGAAGCACAGGACGAGAACCACAAGGCUCUUGUUGCUGAGGUUGGUGGUCUGGCUAUUGGGUUCAUGUGCGUUUCAACUGAAGUUGAUGUUGAUCUGCUGAACAAGUGUUUCGAGCUAAAACCCUACACUUUCCUUCACAAAGUUAAGAAGAAAGAGGAAACCCCUGAUGAUAAUACAAGCGUGGCGUCAGAAAGUGUGGUUGAAGAUGAAGUUGAAGAUGAAGUUGACGAAGAUUUGGCAAGAGAAGAAACUCUUGAUAUCGAGACAUCCUCAGUUGAUCGUAAAGUGCCAUCACAAACAUCACUUAAAAGUGGGCCAGCUGCAAAAUCCUCUAAAGGAGAAGUAUCUGCUGCAGACAGCAACAGAAGUGUUUCAAUCCCUCCCUCUCAUGUCUCAGAACCUCAAUCAGAAACAUCUGAAAAGCCCAAGGACACAGAGGAGGUAGCAGAAGCAGUUGAGGAAGUGAUUGUUUCUGCUGAACCUAUAGAUUUUGGGGAACCUACCGCGUUUUGCAUCCAACUUUUCUGCAUUGAUGAACGAUAUGAAAUGCGGAGCAUUGAUUUUAUGACAGAGGCCUUCAAAAGAUUCCCGGACAAAGAUUACUGCGUGCUGACAAUCCCCCACACAAUAUCUGAGUUCCCGCUACUCCAAGUAUUUGCAAGGUGUACACCCAAACCCACAUCAACCUUAGAACAAGAGUUGUACGUGUUCCACAGAUCUGCUCUGUUACAGAAUAUUACAGUUAGGUUCGGUACUGAACAGGAUACCACUGGAAUCAGUUACAUAACCCGCAAAUACAAAGGAAAGAGUACAGUGCUAGCAGAUUAUAAUCAGUAUUUGAGUGCAAUGAGAGACGAGGAUGGAACUCCACUUUAUGGAAUUGUAAUGGAAUGUGGGAAACAGAUCAUUGGAGUUGCUAUUAUGAGGGCUGAAAUGGAUACGGAAUAUCUGAGGUCGCACUAUGGACUGGAGGAUUUCAUCUACUUUACUCAACAUUCCCCUCGAGAACAUGGCCAUCUCUACCACUGUGCUGUGUCUGCUACAUUCACUAACUUUACCAAGUUCUUCCUCAGAGAGUGUUUACGACUGUGUGAGAUGAGCUGUAUGUAUUACAACGUGUACGAUAGUGCAACGUCACAAAGCAAGCCCCAGUCUACUGUGGAGGCUCUUCAUCAUCUAGUUCAGAUCAGACCCCGGCGUCAGAUCAAAUACCCAGUAGAACUACUAAAAGGAAGUCCCCCUGCCACCUACGACAAUGUUCCUAUUGCUGGCGUUCUGAAAACUCUUCCUCCCUUUGCUCUCUUCCACAUCAACAGGAAGCUAACUCUAGAGCCUAAGAUGGUAAUCAACAGCCGCAUCGUAGUGGUGGGAGCAUCAGAUGUGUCGCUCAGUUUCUUAGAGACACUUAUCCUGUGUCCCCACAUGCACUUCAACAACUUGGUACUAAUCUCCCCGGAGGGGUUGCCCCUCACCGCUCCCUCAUCUCUCCCCUCCUCCCUCUCCUACCCUCCUGAGUACAUGAACAAGAUCAGCCUGGCUACUUCCUGCAACAUUGUCAACGCUAAAAUGACGAGUGUAAACCGGGCAGAGCAGUUUGUUGAAGUGGACAACGGACGGAAAGUCCAGUACGAUUACCUGGUACUCUGCACUGGUAGUCAGUUCCAAUGCUCCCUCCCUCAGGUCGAGGAAAAGAAACUGUCAGUAAGUUCCCCUGUCAGCCGAGACGUGUCCGCCGUUGCCAAAAUACAACCGUUUGUGCCGCCAUCACAAGCUACUUCCCUGGACAGUAUCUCCAAAGCAGAAGGAAUAGCGGACUGGGUCAAAUCACACCCAGGUCCAGUAACAGUCUACGGAACGUCUCUCACAUCCUACACCACAAUACAAGUCUUGUUAGAAGCAGGUAUUCCAGAUAUCACCUCCGUCCAACCUCCUACAAUUGUCUCCUGUUUUAACAACCCACAAGUCCUGGAGAUCGUAGAGACUUCCAUGACAGAUGCAGGAGUGAAGAUAAUGCGGGACUACGUGUUGUCGGGAUACAGCUGUGAGGAGGAGGGAGCUCUGUCAGGAAUAGAGCUGACACCUACCCAGGGGGCUGUGGAGACAAUCCCCUGCUCCUCGCUUAUCACCCUACAGGAUAAGAUCAUAGACAACGACACUUUCCAGGGUAUAAACAACAGCUGUCUUGUGUUUGACGGGAGACUGGUUAUUGACACGGACUGUCACACUAACGACCCUGUUAUCUACGCCGCGGGCCCGCUCACUAAAUACAAACGGGCCUUUUACUGCGACGAGUUCACUCACGAUAUCUACUGCUCUAAAGAAAUAGGAGAGAGAUUAGCAAGUAUAAUGUUGCCGAUAUUCGACCCCUCCUUUCCUCCUGUUGAAGAAGUGGAACAGUAUGAACUCCCCAAAUAUGUCAGACCUAAACAAGUCUACGCCAAAUUACCAGGAGGAUACCACUACCUGAAUAUUAGUAAACCACAGCCACUGGUAGAGUUACAAACUGCCAUGAUGGACCCUAACUACGGUAGAGAGCUGAUAACCGGGGAUAAAGAGACUGGUUAUUUCAGACUACACUUGAACCAGUACCACACAGUAGAAACUAUCACGUGUUUGUCUAAAACGGAGAUAGAGAUGGGCAACAUCUGCCAACUCUAUGGUUUACAUCAGCAAUACAUGAACUCACUCGAGGAGCGGUUCGAUGGGGGACUCAUUACAGACUUCUUCGCGUACUUGAGAGAGCCGUGGAGUCUGAUUCUGUACCACGACCGGUUCGCGGAGCUGAGAGAAGAGAUAAAAGAGCUGCUGACCCAGCCCAACCAGCCGGGAGAGGAGUCUCUGAGCGAGAAAGUGUGUCAGCUUGUUGACGAGGAUCUCGCCAUUGAAGAUAAAACUAAACUCGCUCUCUUUGCUGAGUACAACGACAGUCUGGCUAAACAAUCCAUUGAGAACAGAUUGUUUUCCUACCUGUCUUACAACAAGUACCACCUCCCACACUACGCUGGGCGGAAUAUGGCAUGAACUUUACCUACUGUGGGCUGGAAAGUCAACCAUUGAUAACAGGCAUGUCAAGGACUGGGCAUUUUUAUUUCAUAGCGAAUUUGUGUCUUUCAACUGAUAUUCCAAAAGGAUGGAGACAUGCUUUUUUCUUUACCAUCGUGUUUUCAAAAUCUACUUUUGCCUUUUUCAGAGAUGUUCUGUCAAUUGAUAGACUAUAAGCCUCAAGAACAUAUUUUAUUCUUUUGAAAACUGCAGAGCAUGAUUUAGUAUAUUAUGUCAACAGAUGUUUUAUAAAUGUAAAUUAUUUGUAAAUCAACCAGAAAUUGUAUUGAAUCUUAUUUUGAACCGAUCAUAUCA